AUGCCACCUCCAAGCAAAUCGCCUGAUGACUGGACUCCAUACCGGGAUCGUGUUGAAUUUGAGACUGCCAAAUUCCUGUACACAUGCAACCAGAUGUCUGCCGGGGACAUCAAUGUCUUAUUGGAUCUUUGGGCUGCAACCCUCCUGAAACAUAAUGACAAGCCGCCGUUUGCGGACUGCCGUGAUUUACAUAAAACCAUUGACAGUACACUGGGUCCAGUACAUGGGGAGAAGCCGGAACACAAUGUACCAUUGUGGAUGGGUCAAUCUCAUGACAUUUGGUAUCGAGACCCCCAUGAGGUCAUUUGGAACAUGUUGGCAAACCCAGACUAUGCCACAGAGAUGGACUACCAGCCCUACCAUGAGUUCUCGACUGACAGCAAUGAAUGCCAAUGGCAGGACUUCAUGUCCAGCGACUGGGCCUGGAACCAAGGGGAUAUUAUUUCCAAAGAUCCAGAUACAACUGGCUUGACCUUUGUUCCGGUUAUACUCGGAAGCGACAAGACGACAGUUUCAGUGGCAAUUGGCGCCAACGAUUACUAUCCACUGUAUGUAUCAAUCGGGAAUGUUUGUAAUAAUGUCCGGCGUGCACAUUGUGACGCUGUUGCCAUCAUUGGCUUCCUAGCUAUGCAAAAAGAGCAUGCCUCCUGCCCAAAAUAUCGGAAAUAUUGCUGGCAACUCUUUCAUUCGUCUAUCUCAAAGAUUCUUACAAACCUAAGACCCAGCAUGACCAAACCAGAGGUUGUGCGCUUUGGUGAUGGGCACUAUUGGUGUGUAAUCUAUGGACUUGGGCCAUAUAUUGCAGAUUAUGAAGAGCAGGUUCUAUUAGUGUGUAUAGUGCGCUCUUGGUGUCCAAGGUAUGUUCCUAGCACUGAUAUUCACGAACUUAUCACGCUGGACCUCCUACAUCAAUUGAUCAAGGGGACCUUCAAGGAUCAUUUAGUUGAGUGGGUUGGAACAUAUCUGCACCAUGUACGUCGAGGAUUCAAACAAUGGACCGGCGAUGAUUCAAAAGCGCUUAUGAAGGUUUAUCUACCUGCCAUUGAAGGUCACGUCCCAAUGGACGUGGUCCGCACAUUUCAUGCAUUUCUUGAAUUCUGCUAUCUUGUAUGGUGUAAUAUCAUCAUGGAAUCCACACUGGUUCAAAUCCAGGAUGCUCUCAACCGAUUCCAUCAUUACAGGAAGAUCUUUGAGUCCAUGGGUGUCUUUGGUGCACCCAAUGGUCUUUGUUCCUCAAUCACCAAGACAAAGCACAUUAAAGCCGUAAAGGAACCAUGGAGGCGCUCAAGUCGCUACAAAGCCCUUGGUCAAAUGCUGGUGACAAACCAGCGUCUUGAUAAACUUGCGGCCUCACACAUUGAUUUCAAGAGCCAUGGGAUGCUGAAUGGCACCUCGGUUGCGGGCAACGAUGAAGAGGAACUCACUAUCCCCCAUCUCUACAACCUCCUCCACCGAUUCCUAUUCGAACAAGUCAACCCAGAUGACCAGCGGUCUCCCUCUGAAGUCCCACUUGCAAGUUGUCCUCAAUUUGAUGGCAAAAUUCAAGUCUUCAACUCUGCGUCUUCGACAUUCUAUGCGCCUAGCGACCGCAGCGGGAUUGGUGGCAUGCACCAGGAGCAUAUUUGUGCUUGUCCUCUUUGGAGAAACGAGGCACCGCGAUAUGACUGUGUGUUUGUGAACACAGAUGCAGGUGUCAAAGGGAUGAGGGGGAUGGACAUAGCACGUGUGAUGUGUUUUUUCUCUUUGAUGUUCAAAGCAGUUUCAUACCCAUGCACUGUGGUGCAUUGGUUCAACAAAGCUGAUGAUGAUAGACCCGACAAGGACACUGGGAUGUGGAUAGCACAACCUUCAUAUGAUAUUGACCAUUCUCCAUCAGUUGGAAUCAUUCAUAUUGAUUCUAUUUACCGCGCCGCACACCUCAUCCCAAUCUACGGAACACAUGCCAUCCCACAGAACCUCAAACACUAUGACUCCUAUGAUGCUUUCUGA
Suillus paluster is the source of this 1989-nucleotide messenger RNA. RefSeq lists its product as uncharacterized. The record is from RefSeq and is a predicted model, not a curated record. NCBI's taxonomy places the organism in Eukaryota, Fungi, Basidiomycota, Agaricomycetes, Boletales, Suillaceae. Bases 1 to 1989 code for a protein of 662 amino acids. The transcript is spliced from 12 exons.